AUGGAUUCAGGCCUUCUUCAGAGAGGCUCUGAGGACCAGUCCCUCCCACCCACAGAGUCGGACUCACAGAGAGGAGUCGUCCCCAAACCCUCCAUCUGGGCUGACCCGGGCCCCAUCGUCACCGAGGGGAGCUCUGUGACCAUCUGGUGUCAGGGGUCUCUGCAGGCUACUGCCUACCUUCUGUAUAAAGAGAGGCGCUCUGAGCCCUGGGAAACGAGGAUCCCACAGGAUUCCAGCAACAAGGCCGGCUUCCUCAUUGGAGCCACGACCCAAUCCCACGCAGGGCUGUACCAGUGUGCAUAUUACACCACUGAGGACAUACUGUCAGAGCAGAGUGACUCCCUGCUCCUGGUGGUGACAGGAGUGGGCGGUGCACCUUCCCUCUCAGUCCACCCAAGCCCUGUAGUGGCCUCAGGAGGGAACCUGUCCCUCUCCUGUACCUCACUGUUCACAUUGGGCACAUUCCAUCUGCUGAAGGAGGGAGGGGCUGACCCACCCCAAAACAUGGAAGCAGAACCGAGGAUGCAUGCUGGGAGGUGGUGGGCCAUCUUCCCUCUGGGCCCCGUGAGCCCCUCCCAUGGGGGGACCUAUAGAUGCUAUGGCUCUUCCAGCACCUACCCCAACGUGUGGUCACAGCCCAGUGCCCCUCUGCACAUCGAGGUCACAGGUGUGCACAGGGAGCCCGCCCUCUCGGCCCAGCCAGGCACGCUGGUGCUGCCUGGACACAGCCUGACCCUCCGGUGCCACGCGGAGGCCGGCUUUGACAGAUUCGCGCUGACCAAGGAAGGGGGCCUCACACACCCCCAGCGCCUCGAUGGGCAGCGCAGCCCCGCCUUCCCCCUGGGCCCCGUGAACCGCACCCACGGGGGCCGGUACAGAUGCUACAGUGGACACCACGGCUCCUCUGCGUGGUCGGCCCCCAGCGCCCCCCUGGACAUCCUGGUGGUAGGAAUGUACAGGAAACCCUCCCUCUCAGCCCAGCGGGGACCCUCAGUGCCCUGGGGAGAGACCGUGACCCUGCGGUGUGGGUCUGAGAUCUGGUUGGACACCUUCCACCUGCACAGGGAGGGGUCACUGGACCCUUUCCAGCACCUUCGUCUGCAGAACACGUCUGCACCCGCUCAGUCCACCUUCACCCUCAGUCCUGUGAGCUCAGGCCACCAGGGGACCUACAGGUGCUAUGGCUCCAACAGCUCCUCCCCCUACCUGCUGUCACAGCCCAGUGACCCCCUGGAGCUUCUGGUCUCAGCAGCCUCUGAGGAUGGGUCCCCAACGGGAGGUCUCAAAUGGAACCUGAUCAUUCUGACUGGGGGGUCAGUGGCCCUCAUCCUGCUGCUCUCCCUCCUUCUCUUCCUCCUCAUCCGACACCGGCGUCAGAGCAAAGGUAGAAAGUUGGCCCAGAGAGAGGUUCAUGUCCAACCUCCUGCAGGGACCACACACCCAGAGCCCAAGGACAGAGGUCUGCAGAUCAGCUCCAGCCCAGUUGUGGACACCCUGGAAGAGCACCUCUAUGCUUCUGUGAAGGACCCACAGCCCGGGGAGAGCAUGGAGCUGGACCCUUUGGCAAAAUGUAAAAUUAUGAACCAUGAAUAUUCAAAUAUAUUAUACAAGAAAAAGGCAAACACAUAGAAACAACCUAAGUGUCUUUGAACAGGAUAAAGAUGUGGUAAUAUAUGCAACCAAAAUUAUUCAGCCAUACAACAUGAAAUAUGGAUGGAUCUGGAAAGUACCCCGCUAAGUGAAAUAAGUCAGACAGAAAAGGACAAGAAUCAUAUAAUUUCACUCAUGUGGUUAUGAAAUUGGAAACUCUGACCCAUCAUGUAUAUUAGAUAUUGAAUAUGUAAUUAAAACUUUU
This is a messenger RNA of Eptesicus fuscus (big brown bat), 1855 nucleotides long. Its product is annotated as leukocyte immunoglobulin-like receptor subfamily A member 3. The transcript is spliced from 11 exons. The record is from RefSeq and is a predicted model, not a curated record. Bases 1 to 1629 code for a protein of 542 amino acids. Lineage: Eukaryota; Metazoa; Chordata; Mammalia; Chiroptera; Vespertilionidae.